Messenger RNA from Etheostoma spectabile (orangethroat darter), 2958 nucleotides. RefSeq names its product vesicle-associated membrane protein 8. Gene Ontology annotation, cellular component: membrane. The record is from RefSeq and is a predicted model, not a curated record. NCBI's taxonomy places the organism in Eukaryota, Metazoa, Chordata, Actinopteri, Perciformes, Percidae. The coding region runs from base 235 to 603 and encodes 122 amino acids. The transcript is spliced from 3 exons. Gene Ontology annotation, biological process: vesicle-mediated transport.
AUAUAUAUAUAUAUUUUAAAAACGUGUUCGGGAAAUAGUGAUUGCAUUAUGGGCCGCUUGACACUUGAAGCGAAGGAAUUCAGUUUGAACGGGGGGGAAAAAAACAACCAGGAAGUUAAACAGAGCAGGAAACGCUGUGGUGGAGCAGCAGACUUAAAAACUUUAAAUAAUAGCGUUAACUAAAAUCACAGUUAAUUCAUCGGAUUGUGGUCAAAGGGCAUAGUUUGCAACAAGAUGGACAUCGAUCCGGAGCGAGGAGGGGCGGCGGCCGAGCCACAGGACAAGGUGAAGAGCUUGAGGGAUCAAGUAGAUGGAGUGAAAGACAUCAUGACGCAGAACGUAGACCGGAUCCUGGCUCGAGGAGAGCGACUCGAUGACCUCAUGGGCAAGUCAGAGGACCUGCAAGCAGGGGCUCAGCACUUCAAGCAGACGUCUCAGAAAGUGGCUCGCACCUACUGGUGGAAGAACGUCAAGAUGGUCGUGGUCAUCGUGGUGAUCGUCCUCAUCAUCGUGCUCAUCAUCAUCCUGCUGGCCACCGGAGUCAUCCCUGUCAGCUCCUCUACGCCUCCUACGACUCCUGUAGUUCCUCCCACCAAGCCAUAAGAGAUGCACACACACACACAAUGUAUAUACAAUCAUAAACAAACCCAUUCUUAUUGCACAUUAUACAAAGUAAUAUAUAGACUAAAGUCAACAAUUGCUGUCUGGUGAAACCUUUAUUACUUCUAAGUUAGUUUCCACUGGUUAAGGUCUUGCUUUUAUUAGAAUUCAACAACUUCCUGCUUUUGGUUUAAGGAACUUGAUUGGCACAUGUGCCUUUUCAGACCCUUAAACACAAUUUAAGCUUAGCUUUUUUUUCAAAAUGUUGUGAGAAAUUAAACAAAAGUGUCUGGAAGGUCCUAGGACUGUCCCUGUUCUCAGAGGAUGCGUCAUAUCACCGCGUCAGUUCCUCCAUGGCUCUCUCACCCCCGGCAAAGAGGGAGUCACAUUAAUUUGCGUAGAUGAAAAGAAGGAAUGUGGAUUUCUCCAGUCUCUUUACUAGACAUCAUGUUUGUCUUGAAUGUUCUCACUUAAGUGCACCUUUUGCAGAAGGCAGGUUGGAUAGUUUAAAAGCUGGAAAAUGCAGUUUCUAAAAUAAGUUGUGUUUUUGCUGUCAUUGGACAAACGCACCAAACGCAAAUCUGUAACAAUUUUAGGUCACACUUUAUUUAAUGAAAGGCUGAAUUGUGUAUUGGAUAUGUAUGUUACUACUUGUGGGCUUAUUUCUUUUCUAAGUGCUUCUUUGUAGUUUCACAAUCUAGAAUAAGCAAUCAUCCAUGGAAAUUCCUUUUUUAAAAUUUGUAAGUUUAUUGAAUGUAUACACUUAGCACUGCUGUAGUUCUCUCAAAAGUACUGUAAUUAGCUCCUUACUGGUGUUGAGGGCUUAUGUUUGAGUAGAAUCAAAGGUUAGGCUUUGUCAGACCUUCCUCCACAGUGCUGCGGAGGAAGGUCUGGCUAGUCCACACAACAUUCUGGGGUGGGAGAGAAAUGUGCUCUGGUUUAUUGGCAUUUCUUUAAACCAAUCCCAAUCGUCUUGAGCGGUGCUUAGUGCCGAGCGGAGCCACGGUGCCGUUUAAAGUUGCUUUAGUCUUGCAAAUUGGACAGAUAGUCUAGCUAGCUGUCAGGAUUUACCCUGCAGAGAUCUGAGGAGCAGUUAACCAUAGUCCUCAGAAAUCCAUCGGAUCCAAAUACGGACACCCUAAAAGAGUGACAUCCGGUGUAAUUUCCGGCAGAACGAGUGCAAUCUUGGAGGUGGGACUAGGAAACAACUGUUAUUCAUUCAAGAAUCCCUGAUCUGUGUUGAGUUUCAAAACGGGGAGCUGGGACACCCCUGGCUACAUCCCAGUGUGUCUUUGAUUAAGCCUAUACCAUUUAACUAAUGAUGGGACCUGUUUUUCUACUCCACGUCAAUGCUUGGUCCUUUAGAAGGGAAAGUAACAGAAAUUGUAGCUUUGUACAGUUGUGAUCUGCAGUAUCAUUAGUCUUUUUAACAGAUCAUGUCCUUUUUUUCCUUUUGCUGUGUUUUUAGCUCUAGAGAUAUUACAGUUUAAAUGUCAGGCUUUGGUACUUUGAUUUAAUAAACAAACAAACCAAUAGGGUCUGCUUUUCAUGGUCUGUUCCCACAGUUGUAGUUUUGGAGGAUCAGGCUGUUCCAGCCAACCAGCUGAGAGCGAUCACUUACAGUUACAGCCCCUCCAUGGCUUCCCCCUGCUGGGUCCAUGGCAACCAAUAGCCCCCCCCCCCAUAGUCACAGCUUAUGACUAGGAAAACCUCUUUCAGAAUACAAGAUCACCUCCCCACCACUGUCUGCUGUUACAGGACCAGUUUAGAUCCUAAUAGGUCAAAAAUGAUUCCCAUUCUGAGCUGUAAAUAGUCAACAUAGUCACACAUAUUUGCAAUAGCCUUUAACCAAAUGUUGUUAAUGAAAGUAUCUUUCUUUAGAAAUUUCAUUCAUGUUUUUUCUUUUUUAAUCAAAAAUGAACUAAUAAAAACUGCAAGGGAUUUCCGUAUGAACAGGUAAUCCAGACUAAUUCAUUGUAAAAUGGUUGUUGCUGUUCAUCCUUUUUCUGUAAGUGCAGUAGGUAUAUUUUGGAACAAAUUCUCCAUUGUGUUUUUUUUUUGCAAGGCUCUGGGGUGCAGUAGUACUAAUCUCUUUGCCUGUUAUCUGGCUCAUCCUGAUGUGAUUAAGGCUGUGUGAGGACAUUGACAUCCCAUUUCUGUUCCUGCAGGCUCCAGCUGCAGCAGGUCUGUCUCUGUCUUGAAUCCACAUUCUCAAAACAGAUGAAAUAACAUAAUCCUGCUCAGCUGACCUGUGAUGUAUGUUGAUGUUUGAGUAGCAGAAUCCUCAUGGUCUUUUUCUGAUGACUUAUGGUAUUUAAUGGUUUAAAUGUUCUAUGAAAUAAAUAAUAUUUACCUCUG